Messenger RNA from Durusdinium trenchii, 957 nucleotides. The record is from the annotation of a GenBank genome assembly. Lineage: Eukaryota; Dinophyceae; Suessiales; Symbiodiniaceae.
AUGGGUGUGGCAAAAUUAUAUUCAGAGAAAGGGCUGGAAGUCUUAAAGUUACAAGUCAGUGAAGAUAGCAGUCCACGUGUUCAAGCAAUCCUUCAUGAAAAUGGAGCUGGUUCAGUGCAACUGUCAGAUCCCUUUAGAAGAGGACAAGAACCAAGUUACCAGAAAAGGUUUGAGCGCGUGAAGUCAUUCCUUGAAGAUUUGGGCUAUUUGGGGCACCCGGGACCGGCAUGUGCCAAAUUCUGGUUUGCCAAUGGUUUAGGACGAGUCAUUGUUUACCCCAUUGAGAGCUUGAUACUUUCAGUGCACAAAAGAAUCAAGGCUUCCAAGACCACGUCUUGGCAAAGGAAUUCUGAUCAGUUGGCCUUUCUGUUGCCAACCUAUGGAAGCCGCGGAGCCAUUAGUGCUGCCACACGAAUGACAUACGGAAAUGCAUUUGCGCGUGCGGCUUUUAGAGGUGGGGGACCUUUUAUCUUGAAAGAUUCCAAAGACGUGACGACUCAAGCAUUGAAGCGGCUUGGCUACCUCGAUGAAUGGAACACGGACGAAUAUGAAGCCAUGCUAUGUUUUGUCAAUUCAACGCACAACAAGAGAGCUUUGCGGAAGAUGGACUUGCUUCCCGAGCCUUCCGACUCCAGCCUUGAUGUGAAGGACAAACUGCGCACCGCCUUUCUUUCCUGUGCACAAUCUGGCCAGUGGCAAAAGCCAGCAGCAGUUGCAGGCCAAAUGAAGCGCAUAGUUGACAUACUCAAGAAUACAGGUCUCCUGGAGACGAAGGAAACGAGCGGAGAAUACUGCAGUGGAUACUCCCAAGAUGAGAUUUCUCAAGCAAUCAAAGACUAUGCACGAGAGCAGCAGCUCCCUCCGUGCAAGACAUUUAACUGCUUGGCCUGGAGAAUUCUUGGUCACAUUCAGCCUGAAGCUCCCACCAGGCGAGGCACAGUAGAAUUCAGGAAGUAG